Closterium sp. NIES-67 is the source of this 6342-nucleotide messenger RNA. The record is from the annotation of a GenBank genome assembly. NCBI's taxonomy places the organism in Eukaryota, Viridiplantae, Streptophyta, Zygnematophyceae, Desmidiales, Closteriaceae.
CUCUGCGUGCCACUUACCUAGACUCACGAAUUCCGUUUGUGUGAAACAGAAGUGCCGCUGGUAGGAGACCAUGGCGACAUGGCUUUAGCUCGUCCUUAGUUGACCGAGCUUUCCCCAGUAGUCAAACAGGCUAUGUGCUGUUGCAGUAGGCUAAUCUUACCUCCUUUUUCUAGCUGCUGGCGUUGACGGGAUUCUUUUGUUUUUUCCGUGUGCAGAGCAGGUCUCCUUAGAUUGCGAUUAGGUUCGUGGCUGGUGAAGCAGCGUAAUAUCUGCUACGAAACCUUCGCAUCCCCGUUAGCCGUUUCUUCGCUGCUAGUAGUCAUGACGACCAUAGACUCGGGCCAAGAGCACGAGCACCGCCUCACACUGCUCGACCCCGUUACUGUCACAUGCAGCUCGCGAUUCGUUACGAGAGACCGUCGCAAGAGCAGCGCGGUCCUGGACCCUCAUCAAGAGUUCCCGCCUCAGGAAUUCCACAUUCCGAGCCGCCUCGAGAGUAUCGACGGUGCGUCGUUCCCGUUCUGCCGCGUGCGGGAAGACUGUCCGUCCAAUAGUUGCUACAGUAGCAGCGCGCUUUACGGCCAGAUUUCCGGAAGAACUCCCGGCUUAGCUGGGCCUGGAACUUCCGUUAUAAGCACUGGUUGCUGUCACUCUGCGCAUGGCUGCUCCGGUCACAGUCACUCCGGCUAUAGUCACUCUGAUCAAAGUCACUCGAAUCAUAGUCACUCCGGCAACAGUCAUUCUCAGGGAUCCGUUACAGACGGGUCUCGAAAACCAAGCCCGCUGGCCGACCGAACGAAUCUGGCAGUGCGACCCAGACCCGCGGGUGGUCAAGGAAGCGAAGCAAAUCUGGCGGCGCAACCCAGACCCGCGGACAGACUAGAUUCGUCCGCUCCCAUAUUAGGGAGCGAUGCGAAGACCGCUCAGGUGCUUCUUAAUCACCAGAACCGGCAGUAUCAACACCAUCCACGUCAGCAGCAGCAGCAUCCACGUCAUCAUGACCCAGGAGCGCCGACAACGAAUCCUCCGCCUCUCGCUACAACUUCCCUCGCUAAUGAUCCUCUCACUAAAGGAACAAGCAAUGUGACUCAAACGGAGCGGAAAGCCGGGAGCGGCCGUGGGUUCUUUGGCAAGUUAAAGAAUCUUUUUCCUGUGCCGGGAUUAGUUGGUCGGCGCAGCGAACCCGCUAUUUCCCGGACCCAAAAACCAGCCGCAGAACAGAAAGGUAACGUGGCGGUUGGAAGCGUGGUGCCUGGAAGCGGUUCCGCUGGUUCCAGUUGGGUGAAUGCGGAAUCUGGAGGUUUGGCUGAUGCGCACGAUGCUCAUAUGGGCAGGGAGUCGUUUGGCCGACCGGCUGGACGCGGUAUAGUGCGCUCCGUUUCGCUUACAGUGACGGGGACGAGCCACAACGAAUACGCGGAUACAACCGGCAGUUUGGAGGAGAGGGGAAAAGCGGAUCGAGGUGGCGGAUACAUGCAUGGUUGGACUCGAAGAGGGAGUGAUAUCAGUAGCAUCAACGGCGCUACUGGCGUUACUGGCAUCAGCGCCUUGGGAAUGCCGAGGCUGGUGGCAGGCAUGGAUCUGGCCGUACCUGCUGGGUUCGGUAAAUGGGGUGCGGGAGGAGGAAGACACGCGUGGGACAUGGAGGGAGGAGACGGAGUGGGUUGGAAGGGUGGUGGCUGGGGCUUUGAUGAUAACGUUGCUGGUGGUGCUGUUGAUUCUGUUGGUGGUGGCGGUGGUGGCUGCGGGUGUAGUGACUCUAGGGACUGUUGGAUGGAGGGGGAUAUGACUGAGAGGGCGUUCCUGGAGUCCCUUAUAGCGGGGGAGAGCUUAACGGGAGCAGCGGAUGGCUGCACGUCGCUCGUUGUAACCAUGUUGUGGGGCUCUCCGUGCCACGUAGCAUCCGCCCUCUGCCGCGCCUAUGUGUGCAUCACAGCGGCCAAGGCAGUGGCGUGGGUGGCGUCGCUGCAUCUCAUGGAAGGCACAGUGACUCGUUAUAAGGAGCAAGAGUGGGAGCAAGGCGCCCUGACUAGCUAUAAGGACGGGGAAGCGGAGGCUGCUGGUAACGCAAUGCAAAGAGAUUAUAGUGAUGUGGCAGAAGGUUUUGAGUGUUCUCCAACUAGACCUAGAGCAGAUUGCGAUUAUUGUGUAACUUGUGGAGGUGUUGAGGGAAAGAGAGGGAGCCAGAGAAAGCUGCAGCUGUGCUCGCAUGCGAUGUAUCAAGGAUCGGUGCGUCGAAGCAGUUAUCAUAGUGGAGAAGACCCUCUUGUCGAGCAGGGUGUGAGAAGCGGGAAGCAGGAGAGGAGGCGGGGUUAUUCGAGGGAGCAGGCGGGAGAUAUGGAGACCCAGGAGGGGACUGGUAGGGGCUGCUAUGAUGCAGACACAACAGCACACGGCCCAAACAUGCAGACGUCUGCAGGAAGGACAGCAGCAGUAGCAGAAACAGCAGCAGCCGCAGAAACAGUGAAAGAAGCUGCAGCUGCAGCAGCAGCAGUGCAGCUGGAGAGGUGUGCAGCGAGGGUGGAGAUGGACCGACUGGUGCUGGACUGGGUGUUUGGGCCGGGAGAGAGCACAGGCAGGUGGGUAUCUGGGCCGGGAGAGAGUGCCGGUAGAUGGGUGGUAGAGGGGGGGGAGUGUAGGUCAACGUUCGACAACUGCGGAGAGAGGUUUCUGGAGGAUACUCGUAGGUUUAGGACGCUUCAGAACGAGUUCUCGGAGGGCAAUCAGAGUUUUGAGGCAUCGCAAAAGGAGUGGCUGGUGGGCACUCAAAGCGCACGUGGGGAGGGAGAGAAUGGGGCCGUUUUCGGUAUUUUAGAGGAGGGGUCAGCGUCCACUCAAGAAGCAUAUGGAGAGCAACGAGAGUUCGGAGGAGCCCUACCCUGUAUUUUAGAGGAGGCUUCUGACUGGACUGGGGAAGCACAAGGAGAGCAGCAGGGUCCGGUUGGGAGCAUGGACCUCCCCUGCAUGUCGGAAGAAGGGCCGUGGGGAAUCUCCGCCUCUUGGCCUCGAGGCACGAGAGGGGUUGGGAAUGUGUGCUGUAGCGUGCCGUCUCUUACUGCUAUCGAGUCGUCCAGUAUCGGGUCAGAAGGGGGAGAGGGCGGUUUGGCAGAGACAGAUGCAGAGACAGAUGCAGAUUCUGUGACGCUGAACUCUUUUCUGGCAGCUUUUGAAGCGGGGUUUGCUGCUGAUAGCAGUGGGAGAGCCCUGAGGGGCACUGUGAGGAGUGAGAGAGAGGAGGUGCGAGGUGAGACGGGCGGAGGAGGGGAAAGGGAAGGGGGGGUUAAGGAGAGGGGGAAGGGGAGGGAAGGAGGUGGAGAGAGAGACGUGAGAGGCGACAUUGUGAGAGGAAAGGGGGAGGUUGAGGAGGCGGGGAGGGCUGGGGAGCGGAGAGGGGGAGAAGAAGGUGGAGAGUGGGAGGGGGAGGGGUCAGAGUGUGAAGUGUUUGAGGAGGCUGGUAGUGAGGCAGGAGAAGCGGAGCUUGAUGUAUUCCAGGAUGGUAGUGGGAGUAGUGUAGAUGAGAAGAGUGAUCUUGAUGCGCCUCAAGAGUCAGCUGUUAGUGAAGCAGUAGAAACGGAGCUUGAUGUAUUCAAGGAUAGUGGUGGGAGUACUGCAGAGGGAACGGCUUUUGAGUCAGCUCACAAGUCAUUUGUCAGUGAAGUAGAGUCUGCGGCGUUCAGGAUUAACAACAGGAAUCCUGCGGACGAAAAGGUUGAGUUUGACGAGCCUCAAGAGAGCUCGCUUGCUCUCGAGCCAGGCCAAGCUGAUCAGGGGCGCACUUGCAGUGCUCGACAGCAGCAGGAGGUGCACUACCAGCAGCAGCAGCAGCAGCAGCAUCGGUUCUCUCCUCUCUCUCUCAUGCCUCAAGCAUGGAGCCCCAGACUUCACCCUCCACAGCAGCAGCAGCACCAGCUGGAGCAGCAGCAGCAGCAGCAGGAGCAGCAGGAGCAGCAGCAUCUGACAGGAGGAGGUGAGAAGUGGGUGUCUGGGCUGGAAAAGCGAAGGCUAAGCUGGACCAGAUGGGGGAUGGGAGGAGCGCGGGAGAGUGUGGGGAGUGGGCUGAGCGCAGGGGGGAGCAGCAGGGAGGGUAUACUUCUGGUAGAAGGGGGGCGAUACAGCAGCGGCGCUGGCAGCAGCAGGGGGUAUUGCAGCAGAGAGAGCAGCAGCAGCAGCAGCAGCAGCAGCAGCAGCAGCAGCAGCAGCAGCAGCAGCAGCAGCAGCAGCAGCAGCAGUAGCAGCAGCAGCAGCAGCAGCAGCAGCAGCAGCAGCAGUAGCAAUAGCAAUGGUGGGAGAGGCAGGAGCAACAGUAGCAGUAGCGGCAGUCAUGGAAGCAGCAGAGAAGGUUCGUUGGAUGUGGAUGGCCCUGUGGGUGAGGAGAGGCUAUGGGGAAUGCAGAGGGAUGAAUUCGGGCUUACUUCGUCUUUUGAGACGUCUCCAAACCGGGGAGAUAUACUCGGGCUUUCUUCUUCUCUUGCUAUGCCUCCCAACCGAAGGCAUAGGCUCGGAGUUACAUCUCCUCUUUGCUGUGCUACGGAAGAGAGAGAGGAUUCGGACUUAACGGUUCUGACGCUGGGGCGAGCAGUGGAGAAGACCGGAGAGGGGAGACGAGGGAAGGAUGGGGAGGCCGGUGGGUUUGGAGCGGAGGAGGAGGUGAGAGGGAAGGUGGGAGGCGAAGGGGAGGAGGACGAGGGGAGGGGGGGAGGCGAGGAAAGGGGCAAGGGAGCAGCGAGGCAGCAAGUAGGCAAGAGAGUCGAGCAGCGGCAGUCAGAGGAGUGGUUGCAACUUGCUGUAGGGUCUGGGUCGUUGAUGGGGUCAUCCCGUUUGGAAGCUGAUUUGUCGUCGGAGGCCAGAACCGUGCCACGUGGCACGACCUCAGCCUCUCCACGUGGCGCAGCAUCGGCCUCAUCUCAUGCCACGUGUCGUCACGCCCAUCCCCAUGACAACCCGCUUGACAACGGUGACCUUCGGGAUCUGGUGACGCGCCAGCAGGGGCAGAUAGAGGAGCUUCGGUCCCUGCUAGCGCAGCAGAUGGAGGCGUGUCACGCCCUGGCUGCUGCUCUGAGGCUUCAGCAGCAGGAGAGGGUGAAUCUUCGGCCUCAGGAGAAAUUGCAGGGACAAGAUAGGGAACGUGAGAAUCAGACAAACCACCGUGCUCGGGAGUUAAUGCAGCAGGAGCAGCAGGAGCAGCAGGAAGAGCCAGAGCAGCAUCAUGUGGAGGAAGAGCAAAGACGGGAGGGCGAGGGGUUCGAGAACGAGAUGACUUUUGAGUCGACUCAAAAUUCGUUGGAGCAGCGUAAUGUGGAGGAAGAGCGAGGACGGGAGGGCGAGGGGUCCAAGAACGGAAGGAAGGGGGUCAGCUUGCCACGGGAAGUAGAGGGGAAGAAUGCGGUGGGAGGAGUCGGGGAGCGGUGGGAAGCGGUGGGGAGGUACGGCGGGGGUAGGGGAAUGGAUGGGGAAGAGUUGCAUAUUGGGUCGACUACAGAAAGGGGGUGGAGGGAGCUGCAUUGGGGCGAGGGGUUGAUGGGUCAAUCUGGGGAGCUGAGGGGAGACAUCACGAGCCUUAAAGAGCAGCUUGCUCAAAGGGCCGACCGUAUCUCAACGCUCAAGCGCUCGCUCCUCGACACCAUGGCGCAGCUCAAGUCCCGCUCUCCCUCCCCUGGACCCGCCUUCUCCCUCCCCUCCCUCCACUUCCCCUCUCUUCACUCCCACUCUCCCCAUUCGCACUCACUGCAAGCCCAAUCACUGCACUCCCGCCCAAUCCUCCCCCCUUCGCUCCGGCUACAUUCGCCCUCUCCCACACACUCCCCUUCGCUUCCCUCCCGCCCCACCUCCCGCUCCUCUCCAUCUCCCCCCAUUCAUAGAACCGUCUCCCCCCACUCGUAGUUGAUGCACGCCCAUACACCUUCUCCCAGACACCCCCCCCCCCCCCCCCCUCUUACCCCUUCGCUUCACUCCGCCCCGCCUCUCGUUCCCCUCCCCGCCUCUCGUUCCCCUCCCCAUCCUCCCCGCUGCUGUUCCCCAUUCUCGAUAUCCCCAUUCUUUCUCCACUACUAGUGCACAGUGCAUACCAAUCAUCCCCUCAGUCCCCCCCCCCCCCCCAUAUCUCUAUGGGGUUUCUUUAGAAUCAGGUUAAAUGGUGCCACCUGUUCUCUAGAUUGUAGGUAUGGCACUCCUGGUUGAAGCUGUAUGCUUUUUUCCUGGAGGCAUGCAGUGCAAUGCUUGCCCAGGCCCGAUGUGGGAGAAUGUCACGAUGAGCAGCGCAUGUAUGGAUGUGGUAGCAUGAGUGGUGCAGUCAACCAAUUAGCAGACUCCAGGAAAACACUGCGCUAACCUACAUAGUCUAUC